UGGAAGUUGAGGGGGGGGCCGGAGCGGCCAGGAGCUGGGUGCGCCGCGGCGGGAGGGCUUUGGGACGCCGGGACGCUCGGACGUGGGGCGCUCGGACGCGCGCGGGGUGCGGGCACACCGCCGCGUCCCCCGGGAGCGGAGGUAGCGGCAACGCGGGGACGGACGGAGCCCCGCUGGGUGGCACGGCGGCUCCGCACGCAGCCCCGCCGGGGACGGCCGCCGGGACGGCGGCCGCGUUCUGCUCCUGGCGGGACCGCUCCCGGCGCACCCACGAGGUCGGUGCCCGCCGCUGCCCGGCCGCUGCGCCCUCUCCCUGACUGCCCGGGCACGCGGACGGACCGCGGUCACACCGCGGGCGGGGGUCGGGGCGGGGGCAGCCGAGCGGCUCACCGCUGGUGGAACAUUAAAGCGAGCCGGGGCUGGGGAAGGUGAUCGGAUGCCUGGUGAAUGAGUCACCGCGCUCCUCCCGCCGGUCCCCUUCCUGCCCGAGUUGACCGGCGGAACUCGGCGCAGGGGCGGCGGAGUGUGACCGCGUCCUUGGGGCAGCCGAGGGGCGACAGCGCUGCCCCGGUGCCCGUCGCGCUGCCCGCGGCCGCUGCUGCCGUAACAAACUCCCCCCGCGCCGCUCUCGGACGGAACGAGGCUGCCCCGAGCCCCACCCGACCGCCUGCGUGUCACCUGCCAGGCCAUCCCCCCCCAUCCCCUUCCCAGGGCGAGGAGAAAACCUGCGGGGUGGUGACGGCACGAAGGGGACAAAACAGGCGCAAGGCAGUGCCCCGGUCUGUCCAUGGGCAGCAACAGGAGCAGAGGGUGCAGGGUGGGUUGGGCAGGGGCACAGGGUGGCCCCGGAGAGCUCCCGCAUCCACUGUCCUCACAGGGUGACAGCCCCAGGCGGUGACAAGUGGUGGUGAGGGGUGAAGGCGAGCCGGGUAGAAAGGCUGAACACGUCAAGGCAUGAACAUGUCAUGGGGCUGCCAUGGAGCAUCUCAGCCCACUGGCGUGGAGGGUGCCCACUGGGAGCUGUCCCCAGCCCCUGCAGCGGUGAUUCUGCCUCUGCCCGCCCCAGCCUGCACUCAUGGCAGAAGGAGCCGCAGGCUGAGGCCGAGGCCUUGGGGAAGGCUCCAGAGCCACAGCCUCCAUCAGGGAGCAGCCCCACUCCAUGGCAGAGUAGGGGGAGCCUUUCCGCACAGCUCCCUGCUGGAGAGGCCACAUCCCAACUCCUGCCCCAGCCCAUCCUGUCUUUUUGGGCAGGGGGGAAAGCCAAAAUGGGAUUUCCCUCCCCCCCAAGAUCCUGCUGUAAUCUGCGCUUCUCUCCCUCCUCACUGAGCACCACAGCACUGGGCCCGACUUGGCCGACCUGCGUUUGAACUUUCAAAGAAAACAAGUCAUUACUGAGGAGAAGCCGCAUCUCUGUGAGGCCUAAUUUCGGAGGGUUUUUUUCAGGGCCUUUAUCUCUCCUAUCUGCUGCGCAGCCAUGGGGCUAAAUUACCCGGAAAGUCAGGCUCGGGUGGGUUUAGCUUUCAGGAACGCAGCUCACAGCAGGCACUUCCUUGAGGCUGCGAGCACAGAGCUGCAUGCAGGAGCAUGGCCUGGAGGCCCUGGGCAGCCUCCUGGAGGCCCGCGACCAGCUGACGCUCUGCCCCUGCAGGUGAGGACCCUGUUUGUCAGCGGCCUGCCCCUGGACAUCAAGCCUCGCGAGCUCUACCUGCUCUUCAGGCCCUUCAAGGGCUACGAGGGGUCGCUUAUCAAGCUCACCUCCAAGCAGCCCGUGGGGUUUGUGAGCUUCGACAGCCGCUCAGAGGCUGAGGCCGCCAAGAAUGCACUGAACGGCAUCCGCUUCGACCCUGAGAUCCCCCAGACGCUGCGGCUGGAGUUUGCCAAGGCCAACACCAAGAUGGCCAAGAGCAAGCUGGUGGGCACCCCCAACCCCAGCGCGCCCCUCCCCAACGCCGUACCUCAGUUCAUCGCCAGGGAGCCCUAUGAGCUCACAGUGCCUGCACUUUACCCCAGCAGCCCUGAAGUGUGGGGGCCGUACCCUCUGUACCCAGCGGAGCUGGCGCCUGCUCUACCUCCUCCUGCGUUCACAUACCCUGCUUCGCUGCAUGCCCAGAUGCGCUGGCUCCCUCCCUCAGAGGCUGGGUCUCAGGGCUGGAAGUCCCGUCAGUUCUGCUGAAUGCUGUGUCUCGGGUGUGUGAUGGCGGCCGGCGGUCAGUCUUGUGGGUAUGAACAGAGCCCCCCGGCGGCUGCUGGGCACGCACGCUCUCCGCAGAACCACAGUGUGCUGGCUAGGAAGAAACCUCACACAAGUCUGGAUUCCUCCAAGACUUUCCCACAGCCUCUAUCACACAUCUGUUCUCCUAGAAGAAAGCGAGAAGCAUACCCAGUAAUAAUAUUUCCUUCUUUUACACUGUAUAUUUGUAAGAAAGAGCGUGUUACUGCUGAAAGCAUGGUUUGACAGGCAUUGCUGUAGCGUUUGAAAAGUGUUUUCAAACACCCCUAGGAAAGCAGACUGCAAAAAAAAAGCAAAGCGAGAGCAAGUAUUUUUGUACCAAACUUCUGAACAGGACUAUCUCACACUGGGCUGGAUGACAGUUUUUGUGCUCAACUUCCAACAGCACGCCCUUAGCAGCCUGCCCUCUGUCCAUGGCCACACACCAAAGGCCAGGAAACAUGCUGCCUCAGCACAGCCUGCGGUGCUCACAGUCCUCCAGCGACAACAGCAUUGCCUCUGCACCUCAAUGCACUGCCAGCCAUGACAGGCAGCUUUCUUACCUUGGCGUGACGUUAACAGCUUGCUGCACAGCUCCAGCAAGGUGUGAUGCUCACAUCAGGGAUGGGCAGAGACAGUCCACACAUGUAGCAAGGUGAGAAUUUGCCUUCUCCCGCCACGGCUGCUCCAAGAUGUUAUGGGCAAUGCAGACUACUGUGCAAAGAGCUGGACCCUCCGAUCCCCGCCAACUCUGGGCUGUGGGACUGGGAUAUGCAUCCACUGCUGCAGGGCUCUGCUGCGGCUUCAGCACACAGUGAUUCCGGUCUGGCUGCAGAUAGCAUGUCUGUGUGGAGCAGAGCCCCAGGGAGGCCGCUGGUAGCACGGGGCGGGAUGGAUCCAGCACAGGGACUGCAUGCUGGCCCCCUCCUUGCACCAGGGGGAACCGGCAUGAGGAAGAGCAAAGCAAAGCAAAAAAAAAAAAAAAAAAACAACCCACUUCUUUCUUCAAAAAGAGGGUGCAAACCCCAUCUCCAUCAAUCUCCUGAGCAGAACUCCCAGCCUCUCGCCCUCCUCCAUUUUCUGCUUGGGCCACAGGCAGCUGGGAACAGGGCUGCCAGAGCUGCCUGGGUAGGGGCAAGAAGGGGGUGCCGCAGGGCCACCAGCACGCAGCGGGGUGGGCAGCGGUGCCUCAAGCAAGGUAGCUCUGCAGGGACAGCACUGCACUCCCAGCGAUGGACGAUUGUAGCAAACUACUUCCUGUGUUUUGUUCUGUUGUUGUGGAGGAGAGGAAAGGAGCUUCCAUGUUGUCUUCUCCGCUUUUGGAAAUAUGUUUAAAGGUACUUUUCUAUUGUAAUUUUUUAAAAAUAAAGCCAGUGAUUAUUGUAAGUUA
This is a messenger RNA of Numida meleagris (helmeted guineafowl), 3599 nucleotides long. It is a transcript of the gene RBPMS, whose product is annotated as RNA binding protein with multiple splicing. The coding region runs from base 1475 to 2173 and encodes 232 amino acids. Gene Ontology annotation, molecular function: mRNA binding. The record is from RefSeq and is a predicted model, not a curated record. The transcript has 8 exons. Lineage: Eukaryota; Metazoa; Chordata; Aves; Galliformes; Numididae.